CGGCGACUGAGCGGGGCCGGCGCCCUCCCCGGCGGCGCCCGGGGCCCGGGGUCCACGCCGAGGGCGGCACAAACUUCCCCAGGUAGUUCUUCCCGCAGGAUGAACUGAGAGAAGGGGCCACUCACUUGGCGGGAAUGGAGAGCGGUUUGUCAGUCUCCAACAUGCAGGACCCUUCCCCUUCACCCUUGGAAAAGCAGCCUGGUUCGGCCAACGGAAAUGGAGACCUUGAUUCAGAGGAGGGCUCCAGCCUGGAGGAGAUCGGCUUCAACUGGGGAGAGUAUCUGGAAGAAACAGGCGCCAGUGCCGCGCCGCACACGUCGUUCAAACACGUGGAGAUCAGCAUUCAAAGCAACUUCCAGCCGGGGAUGAAGUUGGAGGUGGCCAACAAGAACAACCCGGACACGUACUGGGUGGCCACCAUCAUCACCACAUGCGGCCAGCUGCUGCUCCUGCGCUACUGCGGCUACGGGGAGGACCGCAGGGCCGACUUCUGGUGCGACGUGGUCAUAGCGGAUCUGCACCCCGUGGGGUGGUGCACGCAGAACAACAAGGUGUUGAUGCCGCCGGACGCAAUCAAAGAGAAGUACACGGACUGGACGGAAUUUCUCAUACGUGAUUUGACUGGCUCGAGGACGGCACCUGCAAACUUGCUGGAAGGUCCUCUGCGAGGGAAAGGCCCUAUAGACCUCAUUACAGUUGAUUCCUUAAUAGAACUUCAGGAUUCUCAAAGCCCUUUUCAGUACUGGAUAGUUAGUGUGAUUGAAAAUGUUGGAGGAAGAUUACGCCUUCGCUAUGUGGGAUUGGAGGACACUGAAUCCUAUGACCAGUGGUUGUUUUACUUGGAUUACAGACUUCGACCAGUUGGUUGGUGUCAAGAGAAUAAAUACAGAAUGGACCCACCUACAGAAAUCUAUCCUUUGAAGAUGGCCUCUGAGUGGAAAUGUGCUCUGGAAAAAUCCCUUAUUGACGCUGCAAAAUUUCCUCUUCCAAUGGAAGUGUUUAAGGAUCAUGCAGAUUUGCGAAGCCAUUUCUUCACAGUCGGGAUGAAGCUAGAAACAGUGAACAUGAGCGAGCCCUUCCAUAUCUGUCCUGCAUCAGUGACCAAGGUUUUUAGCAAUCAUUUUUUCCAAGUGACUAUUGACGACCUGCGACCAGAGGCCAGUAAACUCUCAACGCUGUGCCAUGCGGAUUCUUUGGGGAUUUUGCCAGUACAGUGGUGCCUUAAAAACGGAGUCAAUCUCACGCCUCCCAAAGGUUACUCUGGCCAGGACUUCGACUGGGCAGAUUAUCACAAGCAGCACGGGGCGGAAGAAGCACCUCCGUUCUGCUUCAGAAAUACAUCAUUCAGCCGAGGCUUCACUAAGAACAUGAAACUGGAAGCUGUGAACCCCAGGAAUCCGGGAGAGCUCUGCGUGGCCACUGUCGUCAGUGUGAAGGGGAGGUUGAUGUGGCUUCACCUGGAAGGGCUGCCGACUCCGUGUCCGGAGGUCAUUGUUGACGUGGAGUCCAUGGACAUCUUCCCCGUGGGCUGGUGCGAGGCGAAUUCUUACCCCUUGACGACGCCACACAAAACAGUCUCACAAAAGAAGAGGAAGAUUGCAGUUGUGCAACCAGAAAAACAGUUGCAGUCCACAGUGCCUGUUAAAAAAAUACCUCAUGAGCUUUGUUUAUUCCCUCACCUGGACUCGACAGGGACCGUCCACGGGAAAUACUGCUGCCCUCAGCUCUUCAUCAACCACAGGUGUUUCUCGGGCCCUUACCUGAACAAAGGGAGGCUCGCGGAGCUGCCCCAGUCGGUGGGACCCGGCAAGUGUGUGCUGGUUCUCAAAGAGGUUCUCAGCAUGAUCAUCAACGCGGCCUACAAGCCCGGAAGGGUACUGAGAGAGCUGCAGCUGGUAGAAGAUCCCCACUGGAAUUUUCAGGAGGAGACACUGAAGGCAAAGUACCGAGGCAAAACAUACAGGGCUAUAGUCAAGAUUGUACGGACGUCUGACCAAGUCGCCAAUUUCUGCCGCCGGGUCUGUGCCAAGCUGGAAUGCUGUCCUAAUUUGUUCAGUCCUGUGCUGGUGUCUGAAAACUGCCCAGAGAACUGCUCCAUCCAUACCAAGACCAAAUACACCUACUAUUACGGAAAGAGGAGGAAGAUCACGAAGCCCCCCAUCGGGGAAGGCAGCGUCGACGGCGGGCACCCCAAGCCGGCCAGGCGCAGGAAGCGGCGGAAGUCCAUCUUCGUGCAGAAGAAGCGGAGGUCCUCCGCCGUGGACUUCGCCGCGGGCUCGGGCGAGGAAAGCGAAGAGGACGACGCAGACGCCGUGGACGAUGACACCGCGAGCGAGGAGACCGGCUCCGAGCUCCGCGAUGACCAGACGGACACCUCGUCUGCGGAGGUGCCCUCGGCCCGGCCGCGCAGGGCUGUCACCCUGCGGAGCGGCUCGGAGCCCGCGCGCCAGCCGCCCGCGGAGAGGACACGCAGGGGCCGCAGGGCGCCCGCCGCCGCGCCUGCCGAGGAGGGGGAGAAGGGCGCGCCCGCCAAGCCCGAGGGCGCAGAGGAAACGAAACAGGAAGAGGAGGAGAGGCUGGUCCUGGAGAGCAACCCCUUAGAGUGGACUGUCACAGACGUGGUGCGGUUCAUCAAGCUGACGGACUGCGCCCCCUUGGCCAAGAUAUUUCAGGAGCAGGACAUCGACGGCCAGGCCCUGCUGCUGCUCACGCUGCCCACGGUGCAGGAGUGCAUGGAGCUGAAGCUGGGGCCGGCCAUCAAGCUGUGCCACCAGAUCGAGAGAGUCAAAGUGGCUUUCUACACCCAGUACGCCAACUGACCUCCCGGGAGGGCCCGUUGUCGCCGUGACACAAGAGUUUGUGCCGGUUUCCAGGACUCUCUGGGAUAAUGUGGAAUGGUUGGUACCUACACGAAGUAUCACCAAAAAGCCUGAAGCCUGAGAAGCCUGGGGCCUCCUUCCCGCACCCACCUGUCCGAGAGCCCCGUGUUUUCAGCCGCGGCUCCGGGGAGAGCGAGUGAAAGUUCUGCGUGGGCCCCGGCAGGAUGUGCAGGAACUGCUCUGCGCGUCCACACUCCGCCUCUCCCCCACCCCAAACCAGGCGGCGCCCACUGAACGACAUUUCCUAAACAGAGACCUCCAUUCCCUGAACACGGGAGCGUGGCGGGGGAGGACACCUGACCCCUCGCCGGCCGCGUGCACUGCCGUCACUCUCAGGCACCCUCAGAGACGCGCUUUCCUACCCCGCGCCUGCCUCUGGCUGAGCGGCACACGCCGUCACCGUCACCGCAGUUUGAUCUUGGUGGCACCUCCUUGCCCCAGCACAGCUGCAGGUGAUGUUUCGGGCUGUCGCUAUCAAAAGUUGUUGCUAAGGCUCCACCCCCUCGUCGGAGGGGCCUUCUAGGAAGCGUGGGGAGCGAGGGACGCGGCGUCUCCCUGCACUGGGACGGUUUUUCUGGAGCGACUGAAGCCUUGUGCAGGGACGCCCCACGCGCAGUCUUCUGUGGAACCUCGGCUGUCGUCUCCAGUGUUCUGAUUUAAUCGUAGUCAGAUCAGGGAGUGACUCCUUUAGGAAAGCGCUGAGUCAUGUAGUGAAGGAGAAGCUUCAUUUUGCAGAGCAGGGCCGGGAGGAGAUUUGGGGGGAGUGUUUGGUGAACCGGCCGCAGGAUGCUCGCAGCAGACACUGCGAGAGCCCCUCUGAGCAGCCGUCAGCCCACGUGGCUUGCCGCGUAUGCAGGAGGCGUCACGGUGAGACUGGAUCUGGCGUCAGCUGCUUCUCGUGCUGGCUUUGCUCAUACAACGACUAGCGCUGUGACCCUGGAAGACUCCUCGUCACUCUGGGCCCCGGGUCCUGUGAGACGCCAGUCCGCACGCCCAGGGGUGCCGCCGUGAGUACGCCGUCUCCCCGCCGCCCGCGUCCGUCCGCCCACCCUGGAAGGGAAGGAAGACUCAGAUUGGCCAAGACGAGAAAAAGAAAGAGCAACAGCUUUAACCCUGCAAGUCCUGCAGCUCACUCCGGCUUGGGUGGUGGUUAUAAAAUUUCUUGAGCAGCUUCGUCAAAAUCUGCUAAGUCACGUGCAGAGGAGCCCGAGCUGCCUCGCGGGCCAGACGUCACCCGCGUGUUCCCGUCAGCAGUUCAGUAUGUCCACUCACCCCAGGCUGACUGUGGUUUAUGACGUGCUGGUUGCCUAAAUACCUCUUAAACGUGUGCAGGGAGACCAGCCCUUCCCGUGGCUCCGAGGUGGACGCUGGGAGCAGAGGCUUCACGCCCUCCUGUCGCUUUUCUGCGGUAAUGACCUUGAGCUCCUCUCUCUUCCCGGAGUCUCGUCUCGACCGUUCCCGGAAGGUCCUGGGGUGGGCUCAUUGGCUGCUUGCGUGUUCUGCGACAUUUCAAGGCGUGACUGCCUGUCGGAUCUUGCAAACUUUGCCAACGCUGACUUUUCUUAACGUUCCGUAACAGUGACCAGUGAGAAACAGAAA
Molecule: messenger RNA, 4478 nt
Organism: Microcebus murinus (gray mouse lemur)
Lineage: Eukaryota; Metazoa; Chordata; Mammalia; Primates; Cheirogaleidae
Gene: SFMBT2
Product: Scm like with four mbt domains 2
Biological process (GO): negative regulation of DNA-templated transcription
Cellular component (GO): nucleus
Molecular function (GO): transcription corepressor activity; histone binding; chromatin binding
Source: RefSeq, a predicted model, not a curated record